Colletotrichum chrysophilum is the source of this 1677-nucleotide messenger RNA. RefSeq lists its product as uncharacterized. Gene Ontology annotation, biological process: mRNA processing. The coding region runs from base 1 to 1677 and encodes 558 amino acids. Gene Ontology annotation, cellular component: U2AF complex; commitment complex; nuclear speck. The record is from RefSeq and is a predicted model, not a curated record. Lineage: Eukaryota; Fungi; Ascomycota; Sordariomycetes; Glomerellales; Glomerellaceae. Gene Ontology annotation, molecular function: poly-pyrimidine tract binding; pre-mRNA 3'-splice site binding. The transcript has 4 exons.
AUGAACGGCGACGGCUACUCUCGCGCCUCCUUUGAAGACGGACGGGGAAAGGGAUCUCGCGACUACCCGAGAGAUCGUGAUGAUCGACGUGGUGGUGACAGAGACAGACAUCGCGACCGCAGACGCUCCCGUUCGCCCUACGACCGAAGCUCUAGACGUCGCGACGACGAGGACAGCUAUGCUACUAGCCGCAGCCACCGCGAGCGCGAGCGCGAGGACCGAUACUCUGGACGCGAUAGACGCGGCGAUAGGGAAUGGGAUCGCGACCGUGGCUCUUCCCGACGCGAUGCCAGAAGAGACGACGAUGAUCACCGACGCAGAGACCGCGACCCCUAUGACGACCGACGCCGAGGCGGAAGAGGCGACAGACAGCAACAACAGCAACACGAUGACGGUGGUAUGGGCCGCCGCGGCGAUCGCCAACGCAGCGCGACACCACCGCCCAAGAAGCGGGAGCCGACGCCUGACCUGACCAACGUCACGUCGGUCUUGGAGCGCAAGCGACGGUUGACUCAGUGGGACAUCAAACCCCCCGGUUAUGAGAAUGUCACUGCUGAACAAGCCAAGCUGUCAGGCAUGUUCCCACUUCCCGGUGCUCCUCGCCAGCAGCCCAUGGACCCUAGCAAGCUCCAGGCCAUCAUGAACCAGCCAGGUGGUCAGGUCAACAGUGCAGCGCUCAAGCCAAGCAACUCGCGCCAGGCCAAGCGACUUCUCAUCAACAACCUCCCCCCUUCUGCGACGGAGGACAGCAUUGUCGGCUUCUUCAACCUGCAGCUUAACGGCCUGAACGUGAUCGAGAGCACCGAUCCCUGCACUAGUUGCCAGCUUUCCAAGGAUCACUCGUUCGCAGUCGUUGAGUUUAGAAACGCUUCAGAGGCUACGGUGGCAUUAGCUUUGGAUGGGAUUACGAUGGAAGCUGACGAUGCCACAAAUGGCGCCGCUGGUAGCAACGGCCUGGUCAUUCGUCGGCCCAAGGACUACAUCGUUCCGGCUGUCGUCGACGACGUGCCGUACGAGCCGGGUGUCGUUUCAAACAUUGUGAUCGAUACGCCUAACAAGAUCAGCAUCGCGAACAUGCCUCCUUACCUUUCGGACGAGCAGGUUACAGAGCUGUUGGUUAGCUUUGGCGAGCUAAAGGCGUUUGUUCUCGUCAGAGACAAGAGUACGGAAGAGUCCCGCGGUAUUGCUUUCUGCGAAUACGUCGAGCCCUCUGCGACGGACGUGGCGAUCCAAGGACUUAAUGGCAUGGAUCUUGGAGACAAGAAGCUGAGGGUCCAGAAGGCGAGCGUUGGAGUCACUCAGGUUGCGGGAGUCGAGAUGGGCGUGGCGGCCAUGUCCAUGCUUGCUGGGACAACUUCAACAGACUCUGAGGAAACACGUGUCCUGCAGCUGCUCAACAUGGUCACUCCGGAAGAGCUGAUGGACAAUGAUGACUACGAGGAAAUCAAGGAAGAUGUCGAAGAGGAAUGCACCAAGUUUGGUAAGGUCCUUGACGUCAAGAUUCCCAGACCCGUGGGAGGCAGCAGACAAUCUGCUGGCGUUGGCAAGAUUUUCGUCAGGUUCGAAUCGAAAGAGGUGGCCAAGAAGGCCUUGCAGGCGCUUGCAGGACGCAAGUUUGCGGAUCGAACUGUUGUCACGACCUACUUCCCCGAGGUAAACUGCCCUUCACCGCAAUGA